Molecule: messenger RNA, 1347 nt
Organism: Lindgomyces ingoldianus
Lineage: Eukaryota; Fungi; Ascomycota; Dothideomycetes; Pleosporales; Lindgomycetaceae
Exons: 2
Coding region: 202-1341 (379 amino acids)
Source: RefSeq, a predicted model, not a curated record
UCUCCACUGUCAUAGUUGAUCCCAAGUGAGCAGAAGCUUCAAAUCUCCCACCAGCAUGCUCCCCCGGCUGGUCUUCGAGGCUCGGCCUGCGGUGGGCCGGGACAUAAUAGCCAUGCCUGGCCUCACACCCCUCUAACUGUUCUCCUUGAUCCUAUUCUUGUUCUCCUUCAACACGUUCCUUUCUAUGUUUUGUCGCGCAAGAUGCUUCCGGUCGAAAUAAUCACACUCAUUAUCCUCGCGACGACCACAGCGGCUUUCCCGCAACCACAAAAACCGAAUCCCGUAAACAUCACCACUCCGGUCAUUACGAGCAUACCCCAAGAAACACUGCCUGGUUUCAUACACGGGGAGUCGACAGUGACAGGAUUCGAAGAGGAUCCCACGAUCACAGAGGAGGCACCAGGGGUUGGAGACCCUAAUAAGGUGCACGGCGAAAGUUCUGUGGACGGAUUCGAGACAACAGAGGAUAUUCAACCUACAGGAGGGAGGGUGCGAGGGACUCCUGAGUCCACCCCGGCAGUCACCCCGACUGAUUUUCAAUCCGGAAUUUUCAUCACCGAGACACCGACUAUCAUCUUCAUCCAUACCGAGAUCGAGGCGUCGAUUACCCAGCUGGACCCUGGCAACGAGCCGCAGCCCACGAGCAUCGGCGCUAAAGGGGGGGUUACGGAUCCAGCCAACGAGAACAGCGGCAAUUCUAGAAGCAAUAAUCCCACUGUUCCAGCCAGCGCGCAGCCGACUUCUGGCGGCGAGGCCCUCCUGACCGAAAUCAUCUCAAAGAUCGGAGCUCCAGCACCUGGUGCACAGCCAAGCACCAACCCUCCUUCUUCCACCGAGAAUCCUGCACCAAAUGGCAAUCAGCAAUCCAUUCCAGGUCUCGAGAAUACGGAGCAGCCCGCUACGCCAGGAGUUCUGGUCACAGCACCGGGCGGACAGCCCACGGCACCAGCACUGACUGUUGAUCAAUCCAUAACACUUGGUGCUCAAACUUUGACGCUGACUCCCGGGUUAUCAACUACUGUUGGGACGGGGUCAGCGGCCACCUUCGUCGCGCUUACUACGAACUCUGUCGGGCAGACCAUCAUCGUAGUUAGUUCCAGUGGAACAGCAGUGAGCGCAACGGUCACAAAUGCCCCUGUGACUGUGAGCGGCGUGAAAACAGGUUUCGACGCGAGUCUAACAGCUAGCGCGAGUCAUGGAGCACAUUCAACGCCUUCGAGCCUUGGUGGCGCGGCGGCCACUACGUCGCGAAAAGGGAGUGCCGCAGGGCGUUGGAGAUGGGAGGCUGAGUGGUGGAUAAGUUUGGUGAUCGGUGUCCUUGGAAUAGUGGUCAUAUUAUAGCCAGUC